AUGGAAAACAAAGGACUCAACGACCUCCUCCGCUGGGGCAUUGAAAACUCGGCCGACACCCCUGGAGGCGACUCAUCAGCACAGCAGCAGCAGCAACCCGCGCACACCACCAACCUGACCCCCGACGUCAUGGCCGCCCUCAUGGGCGGGCCUUCAGACGCCGACCUGAUGAAGGCGUCGAUGGAAAUCAUCACGGCCCCGCUCUCGGACCAAGUCUCUGUCCAGGACAAGCUUAUCGCCUUUGACAACUUUGAGCAGCUCAUCGAGGGCCUCGACAACGCAAACAACAUUGCCAACCUUGGCCUGUGGACCCCGCUACUCGCCCAGCUCGACGCCGACGAGAGCGAACUGCGCAAAAUGGCCGCCUGGUGCAUCGGCACCGCCGUCCAGAACAACGAGCGCACUCAGGAGAGGCUCCUGGCUGUCGGUGGUCUGCCUGCCCUCGUCGCCAUGGCCGUCAGAGGCGAGGAGAAGGAGGAUGUGCGGAGAAAGGCCGUGUAUGCGCUCAGCUCGGCUUGUCGCAAUUACCAGCCCGCCAUGGACGCCUGCACCGAGGAGUUGACCAGCCGUGGUCAACCUACAGCAAAGAUCGACGCCAUGGAUAUGGAGGCUGUCGACCACGUCAUGAAUGCCCUUCGGGAACAGACUCGUGCUGCCUGA
Messenger RNA from Hirsutella rhossiliensis, 660 nucleotides. RefSeq names its product nucleotide exchange factor fes1 domain-containing protein. The transcript has a single exon. The record is from RefSeq and is a predicted model, not a curated record. NCBI's taxonomy places the organism in Eukaryota, Fungi, Ascomycota, Sordariomycetes, Hypocreales, Ophiocordycipitaceae. Bases 1 to 660 code for a protein of 219 amino acids.